AUGAGUCGCACCGGCAGCAGCACCGGCGACCGUCCCGCCUCGGCCGACCUCUCCGGCAGCAUCUACCUCAUCACGUCCGACGGCCAGACGCUCAAGCUGCCCAUGCCCAGCACGUCGCCAUAUGAUCCUCUGACCUGGAGCUUGACGAAGCGCCUCCUCGCCAUGGGCGUCCUCGUGCUGUACUCCAUCGUCUCCAUGAUGGAGACGCAGGCCGCCACCCUGAUGUAUCGCUCCUUUGCUGCCGAGUUCAACGGCAACCAAGUCGACAAGUUCCCACUCAACAUCCUCGUCUCGACGCCGAGCACGCUUUCUCUCGGCCUCGGCGCCUUUCUCUGGAUCCCCCUCUCGGUGGCUGUCGGAAGACGCCCCGUCUUCCUGCUCGCUUCUUGCUGCUUGACCCUCGCCACCGUACUAGCGGCGAAUGCUUCGGGCUUCUACCAACUCCUCGGAGCGUUGAGCUUGCAAGGGUUCUCGGCGGGACUGAGCCUGAGUGCUUCGAUACUCAUCGUCAUUGACCUCACCUUCAUCGAUGAGCGUCCCAACGCCCUCGGCAUGUUCUGGAGCAUCGGCCUCGGCGGCGCCCUCUUGUCCCUUCCGAGCGUCACGCCUCUCUCAAGCCCAGGAUGGAGAGGCUUCUACGCGGCCUGGGUCGGCCCCUGCCUCGCCGUCUUCGUGUGCGCCUUCUUCUUCCUCCCCGAGACGUAUUUCGUCCGGCCGGCCGUUGCGUUCGAUGGCCGCAUUCUCGUGCAGGGCGGCUCGGAAAAGGUCCGGAUGUACGACGACUGGGAACAGAUACCCGGCAAUAAGGUCUACGACGACUCCGCCUCUGGCUCUACCUCUACCUCUACCUCUACCUCCGCUGCCACCGCCGCUGCCACCACCACCACCACCACCACCACCGCCACUGGUCAAGCCGUGUCCGUAGUCCCCGAGACGCUGUGGCAGGGUAUGGUCCGACGGUGGGGUGUCCGAAAGAGCGGCGCGGGCUUCCGGGAGAUGUGGACGUGCUACGUCCAGACGAUACUCUGCGCCUGCAACCCGCUCGUCUUCUGGGUCGCCAUCCUCAACGCCCUCAACUUCGGCGCCAUGCUCUUCAUCGGCGAGACGUACGCCGUCGUCAUGUCCCAGCCGCCCUACAACCUCCCCGAGCGCGUCAUCUCCAUGGUCAACCCCGUCUCGGCCAUCGGCUCCCUGCUCGCCUGGCCCGUCUCGACCAUCCUGACGUCCCGCGUAGCCCGCCGCCUGACGCUCCGCAACGGCGGCAUCCGGGACGCCGAGCACUACCUCAUCGCCUUCCUGCCGCCGGUCCUCGCCGGCGCCGGCAGCGUCUUCCUGUACGGGCUGACGGUGCAUUACAAGUGGAGCUUUAUCUGGAUCUUUGUGUCUUAUCUCAUCAACGCCUUCAGCGCCGCCUCGUACGGCAUCGCCUCGACGCUCUGGGUCACCGAGGCGUUCCCUCGCUGGGCGGCGCCCGCCAUGAUCAUCGUCGGGGGCGCCGGCUACAUGUUGAGCUUCGCGACGAGCUACGCCGUCACGCCGUGGCUCGAUUCGCAGGGCUACCUGGGCGCCAACUUCGAGCUGGGCGCCAUUCUGUUGAUCGUCGGAGGCGUUGCUGUGCCGCUCGCGUUCUGGGGGAAGAGUCUGCGGCAGUAUAUCGACGGAAAAUGGGGUGUGUCUGAGGCCGGAGCGUUGCGGCCGCAGCAGACUGGUGAACAGCAUUUCCACUGACACGCCGCUUGCGUUGAUACCAAAGAUUGCGAAGGCUGUAUCACAGCAACGCUGUGAGCCUCCAUCUGCCAUUUUCUUCUUUAGCUUCUCGUGGCUCGUUCCUGAGCAAAAGCCGACCUUCAAUGAUAAUCAUGACCUUGCAAUGACUUCACAGACUCUAUGUCCA
This is a messenger RNA of Colletotrichum destructivum, 1894 nucleotides long. RefSeq names its product Putative major facilitator superfamily, MFS transporter superfamily. The record is from RefSeq and is a predicted model, not a curated record. Gene Ontology annotation, cellular component: plasma membrane. Gene Ontology annotation, biological process: transmembrane transport. The transcript is spliced from 3 exons. NCBI's taxonomy places the organism in Eukaryota, Fungi, Ascomycota, Sordariomycetes, Glomerellales, Glomerellaceae. Gene Ontology annotation, molecular function: transmembrane transporter activity. Bases 1 to 1728 code for a protein of 575 amino acids.